AUGGCAGACGAAAAAGUGGAAAUAAUUAUUGACGAUAUGAUUGCUGAUGUGGAGCUCAUCAACGAGGCAGAUGAAAUACCGGAGCUCCGGAAUCUUUUGGUAGAGGAUUGGAAUCUGGAUCCCACUGUUUAUGCCAUCCUAAUUAACCACGGAAUAACCUUGUCGUAUUUGAAAGACCUUGACGAAAAGGCAUUGAACGAUGUGUUUUCGGUAAUAAAAUGGACCGGACACAAACAUUCGCUACGUUCUAAGCUGGAACAUUGGGAUGAAAGCGUCUUAUUUCGACCACCUUCCAUCAACCAGCUGAACGAACCAACUCCUUCGAGUUCUCAACAGGAAAACGUCUACAAUACUCAGCCAGGACCUUUCAAACGCAAAUUGCUCCCUACAGCUGUGACAAACAAUUUGUUUCUCGACAUAUUGCAGACAAACGAAAAGAGAAAAAUAGUCACCCAACACUACAUAGCUAAUCACAGGCUAGAUGUUGAGCACAAGCGCUUUUUGGCCCAUACUGUAGUCGACUACUAUAUUGCCAACGAUAAUUACUUCAACCUUGCUGACAUGGAACGUUUCGCACAAUUGAUUGCUGCGCGAUUCCCACCUGAAAUAGCUGAAACCUACUACAACCCGCGUGACUUCACAGCCAAUAAGAUGCACCCUUCAGGACUAUUAUACGACAUAUUCCACAACAGAAACAAAAAAUCACUCAUAAGCCGGCGAGCAACAAUUAUUGAUCACUGGAAAGAGUGUAAGGCAAAGGUAUCCAAUCUUUCAUCAGACGGUGAGUUGCUAAGCUAG
This is a messenger RNA of Ochlerotatus camptorhynchus, 798 nucleotides long. RefSeq lists its product as uncharacterized. Bases 1 to 798 code for a protein of 265 amino acids. Lineage: Eukaryota; Metazoa; Arthropoda; Insecta; Diptera; Culicidae. The transcript is spliced from 4 exons. The record is from RefSeq and is a predicted model, not a curated record.